This is a messenger RNA of Pectinophora gossypiella (pink bollworm), 1459 nucleotides long. RefSeq names its product retinol dehydrogenase 11-like. The transcript has a single exon. The coding region runs from base 366 to 1373 and encodes 335 amino acids. The record is from RefSeq and is a predicted model, not a curated record. Lineage: Eukaryota; Metazoa; Arthropoda; Insecta; Lepidoptera; Gelechiidae.
UGUUUUGACUGGAAGUACAUCUUGAAUCAAUAUGUGACCUAUGAAUCGUUAUUAUAUUUUAUAGGUAAUACCUAAAUAUUAACCUUGAAGUUAUUUUCUCUAGAUGUUGGGCAGUGCAUGGGAGGAAGGCAUGACUAUUGAAGUUUACUUAUCUAUGUACACAUUUAAGCAGUUCCUGGUCUUAAUAAUCAUACAAGCGAGGUAAUCAGUAACACAAACUUCGUAAAACUAUCCUAAUCCACAUGCUGACAUUGCUGACGUCGAUCACGAUCAAAUAGUGACAUCAUCUACUGGUAUUGUCGCCAUUUAUAAAUACUGUCAGGACUAUAACACAUGUCCAGUCCAAACCUUAGUGUCUUGACACUAUGUCGGCAAUACUACUCGUGGUAAUAGUGACUCUAGUUAUCCUCCUAUUAGCAGCUAUAUUUGGUCUGUACCAAAAAAACUACAAUGUCCUCUGCAAGUCGAAGAAACGACUCGAUGGGAGAACUGUUCUCAUCACAGGAGGAACAUCAGGAAUGGGGAUUGAAAUAGCUACAGACCUUGCAGCGAGAGGAGCUCGGGUCAUUAUCGCAUGCCCUUUUAGAGAAGAAGGUGAAAGGGCAAGGGAAGCCAUUGUUGAAGAAUCAGGGAAUGACAAUGUUGUGUUCAAACUAUUAGAUUUAGCGUGUUUAGAUUCAGUUAGGAAAUUCGCUGCAAAUAUUCUGAAUACAGAACAAAGGUUGGAUCGAUUGCUAAACAACGCAGGAGUUGGGAUCCCAGGAGACUUUCAGACAGCCGAUGGGCUAAACUUCAUCAUGCAAGUGAACUACUUUGGACAUUUCCUACUAACUCUACUUCUGCUACCCCUUCUAAGAAAAACGGGAACGCCUACAGAAAAAAGCAGAAUAAUAAAUACGUCAUCAAUUUUGCACAGGAUCGGGAGAGUUGAUAUCGAAAACAUGAAUAAGGUAGGACACUACUGGUCUAAAAUCCAGAUUUAUGGCAACAGCAAAAUCUGCUUGGUGUUAUUUUCAAGAGAACUGACGAGGAGAUUGAAAGAGAUUGAAGCUAAUGUGGUAAUCAACAGCUUAGACCCAGGAGCGGUUGGGACUAGAAUAUUCGACCAAUGCGGUUGGAUGAGGGGGCAUCUGAUAACUUUCUUCUAUGGAUGGUUUUGUAAGAGUCCGUUUGAAGGUGCCCAGACUGCUAUCCACAUGGCUUUGGAUGACAAGGCUGGUAAUGUGAGUGGAGAAUUUUUCAAAGACUGUGAUUUAUAUCCGGCUGCUGGAUCAGCCUGUAAUGAUGUGACGGCUAAGGAACUCUGGGACGCUUCUGUUCGCCUUGUGAAUAUGUCAGAUGACGAAAUACGUCAAUCUUUUAAACCGUUGUAGAUAAGUGUUCGAUAACUUUGUACUUUUAUAUUAUUUGUUUUAUUUUUAAUAAUAAGUAGGAUUUUUAAAUAAAAUAUAAUAAAUGA